Catharus ustulatus (Swainson's thrush) is the source of this 8034-nucleotide messenger RNA. It is a transcript of the gene SH3D19, whose product is annotated as SH3 domain containing 19. Bases 2013 to 5120 code for a protein of 1035 amino acids. Lineage: Eukaryota; Metazoa; Chordata; Aves; Passeriformes; Turdidae. The transcript has 20 exons. Gene Ontology annotation, molecular function: protein binding. The record is from RefSeq and is a predicted model, not a curated record.
GUAAUUUCUAUUUAGAUAGGGGCAACUGAUGCCUGGAGAAAAAAAAAAUAGCGGUAAAACCACAUAGGUGUCUGACUUAAAAUGUGGCCAUAUUUUUCAUAUCUCUUCAAUGGUUUUAAGUUUGUACCUUACUGGUUUGAAGUAGGUCCUAGGAUAACUUUUUAAGUAGUUCAAACCACGGUAAUAAACUCAGGUCAAGACACAUAUCCUCCUAGCUGUGAGCCACAACAGCUGUGGGUCAAAAGCCUGCCUGCCCCCAGCCCUCAGCCAGUAUCGGGGCCACAAUUUGCUGCACCUACAAUCCCACAGCUACUGGGGCUCCCGACUUUCCAGCCACGCAGUGCAACUGCCCUUCUCACCUCACAGAAUCACAGAAUUGUUAGGAAGUCAUCUAGUCCAAUCCCCCUGCCAACGCAGGGUCAUCUAGAGCAGGCGUGUUGGGGGUUAGGUUUCUUUUCUUUUGUUCCUUCUUACCUAUAGAAUUUUUCCCGUGAGUUGCUGGGAAACACUGACUGCUGGUACUUACGGGUUCUUGAGAAAAUGAAGAGUUGGCUGGGCUCAGGUAAAAGGAGGGUGGGGGGCAGCUACUACCUCUCUCACGCUGCAGUUUCAGAUAAAGGACAUUCAUUGUUGCUUGGGAAAAGGAAUAUGCCAUAACCCAUCCCAGAGCUGCUUUUUCUUCUGUGAGGUGGGCUCACAGAAGCUCGUGAGAGCAGACACUGACCUGGGACCUUAUUAACACCUACAUCACUAAAAGAGGGACCUAUCACCAUCUGCUCGGGUACCCGGGAAUCCUGAGCCCACCUGUCCCUCCCCUGCUCAGAGCCAGCCAUCGCUGCCCCAGCCCCGCCGCUUCUUCAGCACCGCUCUGGGUUUCUCCAUGCUGUAGCCCCGCACCGCCCUGCCCUGUUGGGACGUCCAGCAGUUCCAACUACUGCCGCAAAGUUUCUGAUACAUCUCGCCCACCAGACCGGGAUAUUUUGCUCAUUCCUGCCGUUCCUUCUUAGUGCUCUUCCGAGUCCUGCAGGGGCAGAGCGACUGCCCCAGGGCUUUGUGAAGCAAAGCAUCUCCUCCCUCCUUUCCCGUCUCGGCCGAGAAGGCUGUCACGAAGUCCCUGGUUCUGUUUGUUAUUGAUUCCAUAGUUGCUAUUGUUUUUGUUUGCCUUGUUAUACAUACUAGUAAAGAACUGUUAUUCCUAUCCUCAUAUGUUUGCCCGAGAGACCCUUAAUUACAAUAAUUCGGAGGGAAGGAAGGGAUUUACAUUCUCCAAUCUAAGGGAGGGUCCUACCUUCCUUAGCAGACAUCUAUCUUUCAAACCGAGACAAGGUGACACAGGAACGUGUCCAGGUGGGUUUCGAGUGUCUCCAAAGACGGAGAUUCCAUGACUCCCUGGACAACCUGUUCCAGUGCUCUGCCACCCUCAACGUAAAGACUUUCUUCCUCAUGUGGAGGUGGAACUUCUUGUGUUUUAGUUCGUGGUCAUUUCUCCUUGUUCUGUCGCUGGGUACCACUGAAAAGAAUCUGGUACCAUCCUCCUCUUAGCAGCUUCUUGCCCUCGUCACGAGGCGAGGCAGACCUCGUACCUUUUCACGGCAAAUCCCUUCUCCCUUUUAGCAGCAGGCCGCCCGGGUUCGCACACCCCGCUCGCGGCUGGGCGGUGCCGCCCCGGACCUCGCUCGCCGGCCUAUCCCCGCGCGGUGCCCAGUAGAGCUGCCCGGCGGAGGGCGGCUGUCCAGCGGCUGCAUCCAGGUGCCUCCCCCCGCGAACGCCUCCUCCAACCCCUUUUGUGUCGCUGCCACGCCGCCGCCGAGCUUCCUGCUGGCGCCGGAGAGCCGCGGUUGGGCAGGCAAGGCCGCCUCUCGUCCUGCCUCACCUCGCCGACAGCAGUGCGGAGCAGUCUCCGGAAGAAGCGCGGCGAAGAGGGCGCAGGUACGGGACGGGCCCGGCGGCCAGGAGGGCGGGGAGGCCGCGUCAAGAAGAGUGUGCCGACCAUGGCCGUCCUCGCUUCUUGAAUGCUGCUAACUGCCCCUCCGCCGCCGAUGGCCGAAGCCUGGAGGCUGGAGGAGGACGAGGAGGAGCUGCGGGAGCUUGGCAGGAGACACCGGAGGGUCGCGCUGAGCUCGGCGGCAGAUUGCUCAGAAAGAAAUAAACCAGACUGCCGCUCUUCAGGCCAAGGACCUUUGUCAUCCAUAAGAGCAGCAAUCAAGAGAUCUUCUCGGACCUCUAACCAUAGUGAUCAACAGAGGGAUAGAAGACGUCCUGAAAUUACAAUAGUUGCUGCUGAACCCCUCCGGCCAUCCUCCUGGUUUCCAGGUGCAAGUCCUGUCACUCCUCAAGGAUUAGCAUUCCCUUGUGCUUCAUCUCAUGCUCAGUGGAGGAGAAAUGAGUAUCUUCCAGCUGAGCUUCCGCCAUCAUACGAGCAGGUGAUAAAAGAAAUUAAUCGAGUGCAAGUCAAUACAACAAAUAACAAUAAUGCUGCUGCUUCUAGACAAACCGCUACUUCUGCAACACAAACUGACUUUCCAGAGGAGCUAAUCAACCAUUUUCUAGGAAGUAAUGUAAAAACUAGUGUGUCUACACACUGGGAAUCAGGCUGUCGAGCAGGGCUGAGUCCUCUUAAACCUUCUAGGCCUCCUGCAUCUCUUCUGAGUAGCUUUCCUGCAGAACAUGAGCAUCCUUUAAUGGUCUUUGAAAAUCAUGAUGAUCAGAGUUGCCAAGAAAAUUCCAAUGCUGGGAUAUAUCCUGUGCCAAAGCCAAGAUCAAGAAGCAAUCUCAGACCUGUGGUGAAAAGUACUGAAAGUAAGACAGACAGUGGGGAAGAAGUAAACCAGUGUACUGCAAAACAGCAACAGCCUCCAGUUCAGCAGUCGCCUCUUCCAGAUGAAGGCAGCUUACUAGACAAUCACUUGGUGAUGGACAGUAUGAGUACAGAAAGGAGUCAAAAUAGUAUUGUUUCAAGGAUCAAAGUUUUUGAAUCCCAAGGCACUAAUGAUACCUCAGGAUCAUCCAAAAAGCCAGAAGUUGCACCUCGUUCAUUUGUCCCAAGAUCUGUUGCUACAAAGAAUCCAGUGAUUGCUCCAAAGCCAGGGGUGGGCAGAAUUUCGGAUGAGUGGAAUGCAUGGACUGAAAGCAAAUCAACACCUGCCAAAGAAUUGCAGCCUCAGCCUGAAAUAGUUGGGAGCAGUGUUGUAACCAAACCUGAACUGCCAAAGAAGCCAAAACCCAGCCUUGUUGAAAGUGGCAGUAGUGAUUUUCUUGAUGCAAGGAGUGGAUCAGUUGCAGAAAACAGCAAUGGACAGAAGAGAUUUCCUGUUCCUGCUCCAAGGCCUCUUGUUCCUAAAAAGUCAUUUUACUCAGAAGAUCUUGCACUUUCUUUGAUGUCACUAAAACCAGUUGCUGCUCCUCCACGGCCUUCUCUAUCUGCCCAAGAAAAAGUUUUAAUGUCUCUAGGGGAAUUGUCCCUUGCAGCCAGCUCCUCAGCACCUGCUUUGCAAAAUAAACUAGAUGUAGAAGGAGAUCUGAUCAGUUUUGAUGAUGAUGUUUUGCCACUAAGUCCAGCUUCUGUAGUUAAAGAUGGCAUCAGUUCUGAAAAUGUAGGAGAUCCAUUUCAGUUCCUCACCAAAAAUGAACCUUCCAAGGAACGGAUGGCUCAACCAGCUUUAGCUCGGAAACCCACUGUGAUCCGAAUCCCAGCUGAACCUGGGAAAUUUUUAAAUGACAUCCCACAUAGCCCUCCACCACUUCCUGCUGAAAAGCCUAUUGGGAACGCAUCCAGUAUCACAGUGGGAAAACCCAGCAGUGGUGCCCUAGUGAAAAAAGGAGAGUUGGAUCACUCAGUACAGUGUGGAAUGCCUCAGCGAGAACCUCUGCUAAUCCCAAGGCCUGUGGAUGGAAAAAUUUUACCUGCUCGACCUCCCCCACCUAAAACUGUUCCUGGAAGACCACCUCCACCAAAAUUCCCCACAGCCAAGACCUCCUCCCAGAAGGAUGUUCUUUCUCGAUCUAGUUCUGACAUCGCUGCUGAUAAAAAAGCCAGCAAGUUCAGACUGGGACCCAAGAGAGCAAAAAGUGCAAUCUUUAAAAGUCCGCAUCCAGCAUUACCUCCUCGACCUAAACCAGGGCAUCCUCUCUACAAUAAAUACCUGCUACCUGUGCCUCAUGGAGUUGCCAAGGAAGAUUGUCUUCCCAGGAGCACUGGAGAACUGUCCUGUAAGGAUUCAAACCACCCUCCAAAAGUUUCUGACACAAGUGCACCUCAUGCUGUAGUCCUGCAUGACUUUCCCGCAGAGCAUGCUGAUGACUUGGACCUUCAUUCUGGAGACACUGUUUGUCUUUUGGAGAAAAUAGAUACCGAAUGGUAUAGAGGAAAAUAUGGGAAUCGCACAGGGAUAUUUCCUGCCAACUUUGUUAAAGUGGUUAUUGAUGUUCCAGAAGAAGCCAACAAGAAAAAAAUAGCUUCUUCAUCACAAUGUAUCAAAGGUCCAAGAUGUGUAGCACGAUUUGAAUACAUUGGCGAUCAGAAAGAUGAGCUCAGUUUUUCAGAAGGUGAAAUGAUUCUCCUGAAAGAAUAUGUAAAUGAAGAGUGGGCCAAAGGAGAGCUCAGAAGCACAUCUGGAAUUUUCCCCUUGAACUUUGUGGAAGUAAUUGAAGAUCUGCCUGGAACAGGUACAGAAACAACACUGAAGAAUAAAGUGGAGGUUUCAUCUUCCCUUUCUCAGAACAACAGAUGUUCAGUAGAGUGGUGUGAAGCACUUCAUGAUUUUACAGCAGAAACCAAAGAUGAUUUAUCCUUCAAAAAGGGAGACUACAUCCAAAUUCUGGAGCAAGUAGAUUUGGAGUGGUAUAGAGGACGACUGAAUGGAAAGGAAGGGAUUUUCCCAGCAGUUUUUGUUCAGACCUGCUCAGCCAGGGUAGAGCUGUCACAGCCUGGAAGAGGGAAGAAAGGAAAAGCCAAAGCUCUUUAUGCUUUUCAUGGAGAAAAUGAAGAUGAGCUUUCCUUCAAAGCAGGUGACAUGAUAACAGAGCUGGAAUCUGUAGACAAGGACUGGAUGAGUGGAGAGAUACUAGGAAAAUCUGGGAUAUUUCCCAAGAACUUUGUUCAGAUCUUGAAAACACCAUGAAGUGUUGCCUUUGUACUACUCCCAUCAUGUGGGAGAGAAUGUUUUCUACCCUAAAGGCACAGCAAAGAAAUGGAAUGUUGAUUAUCAGUGUUUUGCACUACUUUUUCUAGAGAGUCAUGGUAGUAUCUUGAAGUCAGAUAAGACAAUUUGAGUCUUUUAUGACAGUGUAGCCAUGUUUCACGAAUGCUCGGAGAGCAAAACAAGCAGGUUUUUUAGCAUUUCCAACUUGGGAAAUACUGUGGUGCAACACCAUUUUAACUUACAUAGCAUUCUAGUACGUUUACUCUCUGGUACUACAUUUAUCAUACACAAAGAUGCAUGAUAAAUAACAUGCAUAACAUAAGCUGCUUUGGCCUUCCUUGAACUUCUUAAGAUCCAAACUUUAAAAAAUGUUUUAUUACAUAAUUACAGCACUCAGUAUGUAGAUGAAGUUUGAUAUUCAGGUUUCAUUACUACUUGAGUUCCACAUUAGUAGUAGAAUCCACUUGUUUUAUGACUUAGAGGAUAAGAAAAAUAACUGGUACUUCAUAGUAGAAAGUAUCAAAUCUAAUACUAGUAAGAGGGGAAAUGGAGAUAUCCUUGUGUAGUAUCCUAUUCUUAGCCCAAAUUGCUCAUACAGCAAGAUCACAGAAGUAAAAUUUUUAUGCAUUUUGCCUCUUAAUGAACUCUGUUUAAAUUGGUAUGAAUCAUCUUAGACCUUCCUCUCUUUCCCCAAAAUACUUUGCAAGUACAGGUUUAGUUUUUCCUGCUGCCCACUGUUCUUUGAGGACCAUCAUACCCUUCUUUCCUAACUGAAGUUAGUGACACUGUUUAAUUGAGCUUUCUCAGAUCCCAGCCAUGGAGUAGCUGUAUUAUUCCAACUAUUUGCCCCUCCACUCCCCUCAUGGAAGUGGAAAGCCCAGUGUUCACUCAGUCUACAUUUUGUCACUCAAGCACUGGAACAUAUCCUUAACAUGAAGUGUAUUACACAGCCUUAGGUUUAGUUUUUAGCAGACGUGUUAUUAGUUUCCAGUUUGUUGCCACAUACCAAAUAUACUGAGCAUCCCUAUAAAUGGUGUGUCAAGGCCCUAAGGAAAACAUGCCUGGCAAGAUGUUGCUCCAAGCAACUCUAACCAAGGACUUGGUAAAAAGCAGCAGUGUAGCUUGACUGACCAAGAUGGACGUGAUUGAGGUACUUCCACAUUAUAGGAAUUUAUAGUAGUCAAUUCCUAUUUGUAACACUUGGCUUCUGACAAAACAAUAGAAUCCUGAUUAACUGCUAGUUCCAUCAGACUGGAAUAGAAGAAAUUAUGCUGCAGUUCGUUCUUUCACUACUGCCAGUAUUCCAUCCUUGCAUCGCAAAAAGGAACCAGUAGGCUGAUGAGUCACUACUCCAGAGAGCUGCAGGUCACUGGAUAUCAGGGUACCUUCAACAAGACUUUUCUUCAUGGGCUUGGCAGUUCAGGUUGCAGAAGGGCCAACAGUUGGAGGUGGAUGGAGACUGAAAAGCAGAAUCAUCAUGAUGAACCUUGAGAUAGUUUUGUCUUAGUCAUCUCCCUGCUGACAACUUCACUGGUAUGAGCUCUGAACACCACAGCAACAACUGCCUGCUGCUGUGAUAGACUGGGGUGCAUCUGAACUGGGGCCUAAGCAGGCUGCAGUGUCACCCUACCCUCCUGUGCUCUGGUUACCAUCACAGCAGGCAGGAAUAGGCAUAGCCAGAACUGCAGGCCUCCCCACAGCAAGGCAUGGGCAUCCAGUCCCUGUGAGAGACUGGACCUCACCUGAAGCAAGCCUGAGGGACCAUUAACUCAGCAGUCACUACUAAGCCACAGAACUUGCUAAGACAGACACAACCCUCCCGCACUUUGUGUUCUGUUGUGUUCACACACAAUACUGUUCACACAGUUGGGGAGGGGUGGUGAAGACCACACAACAUUUUAAUGAGCUGAGCAACUGGACUUCUUCCAUUAAGGAUUAACAUGAUAAAGAAAAUGCUGAAUUACAUGCAGUUCUGGAAGGUUGGAAACACAAUGGGUACAGCUGUUACUCAGUUUUAGCAGCCCCAGCAAGCUUGUCCAGAACUCCUGUGGGAUCACAUGGAACUCCACAGCCAAGGACAAUUCUUCCCACUCUAAGUUUUCCUGUUAAGAGAUUGUAAAGGUUCUUGUUGAUUCCAAAAAAAACAGUCAUCUCCUGGAGAAAUCCAAGGAAUAGCCAGGUACUUCAAAAACAUACCACAGUAACGUGGUGGUAGAUGAGGCUGAAGUGUAUGAUGUUUACUUACUGUUUGGCAGUUUUCUAAUGAUUUGAUACAAGUCUCAAAAGUAGAACAGAUUUUUUUUUUCAAUCUCCUCCUUCCCAUUUUUACAACUGUAUCUUGACCAGUUGUUUUUGUUACUUCACUGAAUGUUUAGUCAGUUCUGUUUAUUGACAAGAUCACUCUGCUGUAUGCGAUCUCCUCCCUGUGGGGCAGGGCAGUAGCUGCAGCAAGGCCUUUUACUAAGAGCACCGAGUGCUAAGGACUGUUCGCAUGGCUGCAGGUAGCUGAAACGAAUGCUGACAUGAGGGAGAUGCUCGGCUUUUAUAGGGCAGGAUUUUCCUAAGACAAUGCCCAACACCAUCAUGACACCGCAUACAGAUCACAACAUAAAAUUCCUAAGGUGUACCAAGAAUGAGGUGGAGUGCAAAUCUUUAACUGCAGUGUAGUAGCAAAUUUCAGCUGUAACCUUGAAAUCCAGGCUAGAUCUCCAUGCUUUAGAAUGAAAGUCUCACCAAAAUAUUGUUUGACCCAUUUUCUGGCAAUAUCUUCAGGAAAAUGUCUUUGUUCUGUGUACAAUGAGUGUCCUAAAUAACCCUUUGUUAACCCAGUAAAUUUGUUAUGGUACCUCUGUAAAUUAAGAAUGUAUUUAACCAAUAAAAUUUUUGCAAUUAA